Molecule: messenger RNA, 592 nt
Organism: Eutrema salsugineum
Lineage: Eukaryota; Viridiplantae; Streptophyta; Magnoliopsida; Brassicales; Brassicaceae
Product: protein RALF-like 27
Exons: 1
Coding region: 48-404 (118 amino acids)
Source: RefSeq, a predicted model, not a curated record
CUUCUUCCUCUCAUUCCACAUCUCCUAUAGCUUUCUUAGCUUAAGACAUGACCAAUUCAGUUUUCUCCUUCUUCCUCUUCUCCAUCGUCUCUCUUCUGCUUCUUCUUGCGGCGGCUUCGGCAACCGUAUCUGCAGGGAACGCCACAAGUGGGUUGACAUAUAGCGGAUGUGCUCCCGGAGACACCGUCGGAGAAUGUAUAACGGCAGCGGUUGAGGAGGAGGAGGAAGAGGAGGGAGUUGAGACGGUGGUGCGGCGGAUUCUGCAACAGAGGAGGAAAUUAUCCAACGCAGCUCUGCAGAAGGGGCCGUCUUGUAAUUCUAAGAUCGCCGGUAAUUGCAUCGGAAUAGCUAAUCAGCGACGCGCCACUUGCACUUACUACAACAAAUGCAAACGUAGUGCCUAAUAGUUUUUUUUUUUUUCCUUUUUUACCUUUUUAUUGUAUAUGUGUGUUUUGUGUUCUUCUGUUUUUUUUUUCUUUUUUCUUUCAAAAAAAUAUUAAUGUAACAAUAAGAAAGUCGGUCGGUGGAAAAAAUGGCGAUCGAAUUAAAUGCAUAAAACAUUUCUUAUAUAUAGACAUUUGAAUCCGUGAAA